Molecule: messenger RNA, 3311 nt
Organism: Syzygium oleosum
Lineage: Eukaryota; Viridiplantae; Streptophyta; Magnoliopsida; Myrtales; Myrtaceae
Product: stachyose synthase-like
Exons: 4
Coding region: 434-3106 (890 amino acids)
Source: RefSeq, a predicted model, not a curated record
AUCUCAACAUUGGUCCAUGCAAUCGGUGAAGACGGUCUUCCUCUCUCUCUCUCUCUCUGUCUCUCUCUUUCUGACAUCGAUCUUUAAUCUCCUCGCACUUGCCAUUUCCUCAUCUUCUUGCCCUCUGUUCGAUAUCCCUCCUAUAUUUGUCAAGCGUAUCAAAUCACCCACCCGCACAGAUUCCCAUUUUCUUCCUCUGUAAAUUUGCAGAAGAUUUUGAUUAAUCUUCACUCCAACUUCACAAAACUUUCCCUCCGGAAAGAAGAUAAGAAAGCUUCCAUAAUCAGUGACCCCCUCUGUGUUUAUAUAUACCAACCUCCUUUCGCUUCUUCUGCAGAGAUUCGCGCGAACUCUGUCAUUGUCCUAGCCCUGCAAGCUUUGUUCUGUUCAUCUCUUCCGUCGAAUUGUUCUCCGUUUUCAUUGUCCGCUGAUAAUGGCGCCACCGAACGACCCAGCCAAGCCGCUCUCCAGUGUCCUCCGGACCAACGCCCAGCAGAACCACUUCGACCUCUCCGAAGGCAAGCUGUCGGUCGACGGAGUCCCCGUCCUCACCGAAGUCCCCAGCAACGUCUCGCUGACCCACUUCUCCUCCACGCGCCGCUCCUCCGACGCCCCCCUCCCCCUGCUCCUGCGCGUGGACUCCACCGCCAACCGCGGCUGCUUCCUCGGGUUCGCCCAGGACAAGCCCUCCGACCGGCUCGUGAACUCCCUCGGCAAGUUCUCCGGCCGGGAGUUCCUCAGCAUCUUCCGCUUCAAGACGUGGUGGUCGACCAUGUGGGUCGGGUCUUCCGGGUCGGACCUCCAGAUGGAGACCCAGUGGGUCCUCCUCAACGUCCCCGAGGCCUCGUCCUACGUCCUGAUCGUCCCGAUCAUCGAGGGGGCCUUCCGGUCGGCCCUCCACCCGGGGCGGGACGGGCAUUUCACGAUAUGCGCGGAGAGCGGGUCGACGCGGGCGACCGCCUCCUCCUUCGAGGCGAUGGCCUACGUCCACGUGUCCGACAACCCGUAUAACGUGAUGAGGGAGGCCUACAGGGCCAUCAGGGUGCACCUCAAUACCUUCAAGCUGCUGGAGGAAAAGACUGUCCCGACGCUCGUGGACAAGUUCGGGUGGUGCACCUGGGACGCCUUCUACCUCACCGUGGACCCGGCUGGGGUCUGGCACGGGGUCCAGGACUUCGCCGAAGGAGGCGUGCCACCGAGGUUCGUUAUCAUCGACGAUGGCUGGCAAAGCAUCAACUUCGAUGGGCAGGACCCGAAGGCGGACGCCAAGAACUUGGUCCUCGGCGGCACCCAGAUGACCGGCAGGCUCCACAGGCUGGAGGAGUGCGACAAGUUCAGGAACUACCGAGCCGGGUCUAUGCUCGGGCCCAGCACGACCCCCUUCGACACGAAGAAGCCCAGGAUGCUGAUCGACAAGGGUAUCGAGAUCGAGCACGCAGAGAAGGAACGGGACAGGGCGGUCCAGUCCGGGGCCAAAGAUCUGGCCGAGCUCGAGUCGAGGAUCAAGAAGCUCAAGAAAGAGCUCGAUGAAAUGUUCGGAGGGCAGGAAAACGGCGAAGAUUAUAGCGCAGGAGGGUGCGGGAAAUGUGCCUGCAAGAGUGGGAGCUACGGGUUCAAGGCCUUCACUAAGGACUUGAGGGCAAAGUUCCCGGGCCUGGACGACAUAUAUGUGUGGCACGCGCUAUGCGGUGCUUGGGGCGGGGUUCGACCCGGGGCCACCCAUCUGAAGUCGAAGCUUGUCCCCACCAAGCUCUCCCCGGGGCUCGACGGGACCAUGUCCGACCUAGCUGUGGUGAAGAUCAUCGAGGGCGGGAUCGGGCUCGUCGAUCCGAGCCAAGCCGGAGAUCUCUACGACUCCAUGCACUCCUACCUCGCUGACUCCGGCAUCACCGGAGUCAAGGUGGACGUCAUCCAUACUCUUGAGUACGUUAGUGAGGAAUAUGGAGGCAGGGUUGAGCUCGCAAAGGCGUAUUACAAGGGCCUGAGCAAUUCGCUCGCCAAGAACUUCAAGGGAACUGGGCUCAUCGCGAGCAUGCAACAAUGCAAUGACUUCUUCUUCCUCGGGACUCGACAGAUCUCCAUUGGAAGAGUAGGCGACGAUUUCUGGUUCCAGGACCCAAACGGCGACCCGAUGGGGAAGUACUGGCUACAAGGCGUGCACAUGAUCCACUGCGCCUACAACAGCAUGUGGAUGGGGCAGAUCAUCCAGCCCGACUGGGACAUGUUCCAGUCGGACCACGAGUGCGCCAAGUUCCACGCGGGGUCGCGGGCCAUCUGCGGCGGCCCGGUCUACGUGAGCGACAAGGUGGGCGGCCACGACUUCGGGCUCAUCAAGCAGCUCGUGUACCCGGACGGGACCAUCCCGAAGUGUCAGCACUUUGCCCUGCCCACCAGGGACUGCCUCUUCAGGAACCCCCUCUUCGACAACAAGACCAUCUUGAAGAUUUGGAACUUCAAUAAGGUAGCUACGCUGCUAAGCAAAAUUCGUGCAAUCUUACCAAUCCUAUCAAUAAAAUUUGUGCUUGCUCUGCUGCAGUAUGGUGGUGUGCUCGGGGCAUUCAACUGCCAAGGCGCUGGCUGGGACCCCAAGGAGCGGAGGAUCAAGGGGCACUCCGAGUGCUACAAGCCGAUGUCCGGGUCGGUCCACGUCGCGGACAUCGAAUGGGACCAGACCAAGGGCACGACCCAAAUGGGCACGGCCCGUGAAUUCGCGGUCUAUCUUGGCCAAGCCGAUCAGCUCAUCCUGACCACCCCGAGCUCUGACCCGAUCAGCAUCACCAUCCAGCCAUCUUGCUUCGAGAUCUACAGCUUUGUGCCCGUCAUGCACCUUGGACCCAGUAGCACCAAAUUCGCACCCAUCGGGCUCACCAACAUGUUCAAUUGUGGGGGCACGAUUCAAGAUUUGGAGUACCCUGAUUUCGGGGCUAUCGUCAAGGUCAAGGGCGGGGGCGUGUUCUUGGCGUACUCGAGCAGGGCUCCCGAGAAGUGCAUGGUGAACGGCGCCGAGGCCACGUUCUGGUGGUCAUCGGAGGACGGCAAGCUGACCGUGGAUCUCCCUUGGGUCGAGCAACUGGGUGGCGUCUCGACCGUGGCUUUCCUCUUCUGAAUCAAUCCAAGCACGUCUCGCAAAUAACAAUGUCAUUAGUUAUAUCUAUGUCGAGGGUGGUUUAAUUCAAGUCAAACGUUUUUAAAUUCUAUGUUCUUGCGAGUCUUUUGGAUCAAUGAUGUAAUUCAGAGAGUAUAUGGGUGUAAAUAUCAUCCAUGGAACUCUUCCAUAUCAAUUAAGGUUUACUUUGUAUUUUCCUUCCUAA